Oreochromis niloticus (Nile tilapia) is the source of this 2552-nucleotide messenger RNA. RefSeq lists its product as uncharacterized. The coding region runs from base 21 to 2006 and encodes 661 amino acids. NCBI's taxonomy places the organism in Eukaryota, Metazoa, Chordata, Actinopteri, Cichliformes, Cichlidae. The transcript has 2 exons. The record is from RefSeq and is a predicted model, not a curated record.
UUAGUUAACAAAGAGCACACAUGUCUAGCACAACUCCAACCACACAUCAAAUGAAUCCCAAUUCUCCAAUUCAGAGUUUAAAAAGUACAGAUACAAACUUCAACAUGACUACUCCACUCACUUACACCUCAGUGGAAACUUGGGAGUUACUCAUCAACCACUUUUUUGGUACAAUUGUACCACAGUGGCAAUCUCUGGUACCGUUCAAACCAGAGUACUGUGACUUUCAUCUGCUUUCCACUUUGUUAACAGACAUGCUGAAGUUUACUAAAAUGUUAGUGAGAUCAACUAGGGAACCCACAGAGAAUGGAGAUCCAACCUCCAUGCAGGCCUCUGAGGUCUGUCUUCAGUCCGUGGGCGCAGACUGCCCUGAGAAAACAGAGGAUACAGGAGCAAAGGACAGCAUCCUGAAUGAAAGCUCUGUAGGUGACCACAGUGAUAAUGCAAAUGUAGAAACUCCAGGACUGGAGGCUCAACCAGCCCUAGACUGCAUGGAGAAUGGAGAUCCAACCUCCAUGCAGGCCUCUGAGGUCUGUCUUCAGUCCGUGGGCGCAGACUGCCCUGAGAAAACAGAGGAUACAGGAGCAAAGGACAGCAUCCUGAAUGAAAGCUCUGUAGGUGACCACAGUGAUAAUGCAAAUGUAGAAACUCCAGGACUGGAGGCUCAACCAGCCCUAGACUGCAUGGAGAAUGGAGAUCCAACCUCCAUGCAGGCCUCUGAGGUCUGUCUUCAGUCCGUGGGCGCAGACUGCCCUGAGAAAACAGAGGAUACAGGAGCAAAGGACAGCAUCCUGAAUGAAAGCUCUGUAGAUGACCACAGUGAUAAUGUAAACGUAGAAACUCCAGGACUGGAGGCUCAACCAGCCCUAGACUGCAUAUCUGUGGGUCAUUCAAACACACAACUCGAAACACCAGCCACAGUAAAGCCAAAAAAGAGCUGUAUGAAGAAAAACUUCACAGCUGAUACAAAAGACUUUGACAAAACAAAGUCUUGUCCCCUGGAAAAGCCUGUGAAGCUAGAAGUACCUGAGCUGCACAGUGACACUGAGUCUUUAACUUUUUCUAGUAUCAGUCCACUACCUGAUUCUCUAGGCGAACGCUCUGUAGAAGACCAGGGAGAAACUCCAGGAUUGGAGGCUCAACCAGUUGUAGGCUGCAUAUGUGUAGACAACUCAAGCUACAGAGAUGAAACAGAAAGUCGAGGACUGAAAGAUGAGGCAACCCCCAGAUUUCAGGGAUUCCUCAGUGACAGUGAGUCUUUAACUUCUUCUCAGAUCAGUCCACUAUCUGAUUCUCUGAGCGAGGAAAAGUUGUGUGUCAACAAAGUUAUUCAGGUAGUGGUUUCAGAGGCCAUAGACAACGUCGCCUCUAAACACAAGCUCUUCACAGAGCGCCUCACUCCUGACUGCAUUGGUGAUCGCCUGCUUGAGAAAAUCUGGCCAGAAAUUAAUGGCAAACAUUUGGAUCUAUCUCCAAAAAGCCUAAAAAAUAUCCACAAGGCCAUUUUAAAGGAUCUUUGCAAAACACACAAAUGCAAGGAAAAAUAUUUGAUUUUUAGUCUGAGGGAACAGCUUGAUAGCAUUACUGUUCCAAUCUUCACCAAACACCUGCUGGGAUUACCAAAAAGAGUACUCAGUGUAUCUAAAAACCGGGACGAGUACUGGGAACUUGUGGAAAAAUUCACUAGAGACCUGGUAAUACACAGUAUGGCCGAACUAAAUGAGACGACGACAUGGCAUUCAGGAACAACUGACUUCAUUGUACAGAGGCUUAGCCAAAAGAUCUGGAACAAAAUUUUGUCCAAAAAUUAUAAAAUCUCCCUAGAGAACAUUGAAGAACUCAGCUUGACAGUAUACAAUGAUCUCCAUGAAAAGUGGGAUUCUCCAGGACAGUUCAUGAAGUUAAGCAACCCAAUGGUUGACGACAUAAUUGUCAAUGCUUUCAAAAAACAUGCCAAGCUGAAGAGACGAAAUGUCAUCUCUAGGAUUUUCUCAUUUGCACGCUAAAAUUUAACUGACACGUGCGUGUCUUAAAAUAGCUUAAAAUAUUUAUUUAAAGUGUGCCAUCUCAUUGAAAUUUAGUUUUAAAACCAGAGUGGUUAAAAAUAACCACUCUUUUUCACCUGCCUUCCUUCCCUCAUUCCCAACUGGCCGCAGCAGAUGGCCACCCCAUUCCUGAGCCUGGUUCUGCUGGAGGUUUCCCCCUUGUAAAAGGGGGUUUUUCCUUCCCACUGUCGCCAAAGUGCUUGCUCGUAGGGGGUUGGAGUUUCUGUGUAUUAUUGCAUGGUCUUGACCUUGCAAUAAUACACCUUGAGGGAAGUGGGGGUUUUUUUUGGUUUGGCACCGUUUCUUAACUUAAAAUGUCCAAUUACAACAGGACAUUUUAAGUUAAGAAACAGCGCCAAAACAAAAAAACAAAACAAAAAAUAAAUAAAAUGAAAUAAAAUAAAAUGAAAUAAAAAUACAUUUUGUGUUUCGUUUCAUUUGCUUUGAAUUUGCUGAAAAUGGAAUAUCAGAUUAGUUUAGUGUGUAAAUAAAAAGCCUUCCAUCUGG